GUGGACCCAGGAACGGCGCAGAUUGCACGUUGAGAACCCACGACGAAGAAUCGAUGCCUUUCUGAUCCACGUCCAUAUCCAUUUCAUCGCUCUCAUGUUGCACAACCCGCAAAGGUGUAAAAUGUCUGAGAAUGAGACUCAAGUCUGUCGGACGCGCCGGGUCAGAGGAGGGCCUCAAGACAUCGGAAACCAUCACAGGUAAUGAAGCAAGAACCUCGUCCUCAUGCGCGCGUUUCGCUUCAGCCUUCUCUCGUUCGGAGUGGAUCCUAUCCUCUUCCGCCUUUCGAGCUUCCUCUGCUUUGCGCGUUUCUUCUGUUCGUCGAGCUUCAUCGGCUUUGCGAUCCUCCUCUGCUUUCCGCGCCUGUUCCUCAGCUGCCUCUUUCGCCGCUCGUUCGGCCGCUGCAGCUUCCUCGGCCUUGCGAAUGUUCUCCAAGCGCUCAGCUUCCUCCUCGGCCUUCCUUUCCGCUGCCUUCCGCUCGUCUGCAGCUUGCUUCUCUUCGGCAGUUUCGUCCACGGUCGGUAGGGGCUUGUCGGCAGUUCCACGGAAUGACAAAGAUCGUCGUCGAGUUCGGGGCGAGGACUCUGGAGCUGGAAUCGAAACACUUUUCG
This is a messenger RNA of Zymoseptoria tritici IPO323, 609 nucleotides long. RefSeq lists its product as uncharacterized. The record is from RefSeq and is a predicted model, not a curated record. The transcript has a single exon. The coding region runs from base 224 to 523 and encodes 99 amino acids. NCBI's taxonomy places the organism in Eukaryota, Fungi, Ascomycota, Dothideomycetes, Mycosphaerellales, Mycosphaerellaceae.